Messenger RNA from Alosa alosa (allis shad), 1663 nucleotides. It is a transcript of the gene c1h4orf33, whose product is annotated as chromosome 1 C4orf33 homolog. The transcript is spliced from 6 exons. The record is from RefSeq and is a predicted model, not a curated record. The coding region runs from base 319 to 909 and encodes 196 amino acids. Lineage: Eukaryota; Metazoa; Chordata; Actinopteri; Clupeiformes; Clupeidae.
UCUGGUCCACUGACAGAAAAUAUGUCAACAUUUGUAAUAGAUGUGUCUGCUGAGACGUAACAGAGCCUGCUCUCCCUUUCCGACUGAAGUAUAGGACUAAAGUAUCUAUCGGUAGCAUGAAACAAAGGCUAUGUCAUUUUUGCACAGCCUGUGACAUCACGUGCUAGAUGUGUGUGAGAGAAUUCCGAAACACGAUCCCUAGAAUGUGAACCUUACCCAUUUUUAUGGGUUUAUGAGUUUGGAUUGUCUCCUUGUGAUAUAAAAGUCGAACAAGAUCCCGUUCUCUAUGCUUUGCAGAUGCUGGCUGUGGACUGAGAUAUGAAGUACCAGAUUAAGCAUACUUGGGACAGUUUACCAGUCAACCAUGAUCCAGUUAAAAUCGGAUUUUCAUCUGGUGAAGGGGGCUUAAGGAUGGAGGUUUCUGCUCCCUUUUUCAAUGAUCCGCCAGCUCCACCUGGUCCCCCUGGGCAACCUUUCCCUGGACUGUGGGAUUAUGAAGUGGUUGAAUCAUUCUUCUUGAACAGCUCAAAUGAGAAGUACCUUGAGGUGGAAGUGUGCCCACAUGGCCAGCAUUUGCUUCUUCUGCUGUCUGGGAAACAUAAUGCUUUUCAGCAAGCACUGCCUCUGACAUUCAGUGCCACAAUAAAGGAAAAUAAAUGGACGGGUGAAGCCCUCUUGCCCUGGAGGUAUUUUCCACCAGGUGUGGAUAAGAUGAACUCCUACGCUAUUCAUGGAUCAGGAGAUUCUAGGAUCUAUGAGGCUUUGUACCCAGUACCUAGGGCAGAUCUUGUUGAGGGCCAAGGACCAGACUUCCACCGACUUGAGUACUUCCAGCCCUUUAGCCUGCAAAGUAUCAUGGGCGACGGAUGGGUGCAGCCCGAAUCUGACCUUUGGCAAGGACACCGCUGACUGCUCGAGCCAUGAUGCUACAGUUCUAAAGUUCGAAAGGCUAAUUCUUUAUUAUCUUAUUUGUUAUCAUUACAAUGACAACAUAAGCUGUUUAUUAGUUCAAAUGCAUUAUUGAUCUGUCCUGCCCAGUGCUUUUAUCAGAUAACUACUUACUGUAACUACACAAUAAUCAUACAAACAAAAUAUUAUUAAAUGGCGUGGUGAUAAGUAAAAGUGAAACAGUAGAACAGGGUGACUGUAAGUCACUGACAAAAUUGCAGUUCAUAGAUACUUAACAGAAACAUAAUUGCAAUAGUUUAUGACUUCCUCUACGCACACAAAAGGGUUAUUUUUCCUCAAUCGUUGUUCACAAACAAAUCUGUCUGUCUGAGCACUAAACCUUUAAAUUCAGUUCACAGGGAAUAGUUAUUGUGGACAUUCCUACAGCCAGCUGGCAAUUAGCUUUUUAAUCAGCAUCUUUUAAUGCCCGUCAAGUAGAUUAAUUAUCUUAGCAAUUUGAGAGAAAUACGUCUUUUGGUGUGCAUAGAAGAAUCUUACUUUGCAGUGUUGUGUUUAUUACGUUGAGUAUAUUUAAUGCAGUUGUCACUCUCAAAACAGUUUUUGACUCUCUCUAUGUUCCUUGUAAAAUGUAUGUACAAACCAGGACUAUCCCAUUACUCCACAUUUAUAAUUCUAUAAUGAUGAUUUUAUAUUGAAUGCUGAUUAUUAAGAUGUUUAUCAUCUGUCUUUUGAAUAAAGUUUCUUAAACAUCAAA